AUGGCUACAUCUGUGGACUCCAUCAACAUCUUCCGGGUGGAUGGCAUUGUGGCUGUUAUUACCGGCGGUGGCAGUGGCAUUGGUCUGACUAUGACCCGGGCCCUGGCUGCCAACGGUGCCCACAAGGUUUACAUUCUAGGCCGUCGACUGGAAGUUCUCGAGAAGGCCGCUGCCGAAUAUCCCGAUGUUGUCAUCCCCCACCAAGCCGAUGUGACCUCCAAAGCAGACCUUCAGACGGCUGUGAAUCGAGUCAAGUCGGAAGUGGGCUAUGUUAACGUUGUUGUCGCCAAUUCUGGCAGCAUCGGACCCCCCGUACGGUUCAACCCGGCAGCCUCUCUACCAGACUUGCGCGAAUCUCUAUUCACCAAUUUCUCGAUGGAAGGCAUGACCAAAGCUCUCAACCUCAAUAUCACUGCUGCUUUCUUCACAAUGACUGCCUUCCUCGAAUUGCUCGAUGCAGGAACGCAAAACGCCUUGGAUGGCGGGUUCGGCAAGCCCCUGAAGACGGGCAGCGAUGUGCCCUCGAUUCAGAGCCAAACCUCGUCGCCACCGUAUCUGACUAGCAAGGUGGCGAUCAUGCAGGUGGCGAAGCAUGCUAGUACCCAGCUGGCCAGGUUUGGCAUUCGCGUCAACGCCAUUGCUCCUGGCAUCUACCCCUCGGAGCUAUCAUCGGUUCUUAUUUCAAGCCGCAACCCCGAGGAAGAGACCUUCGAGGAUGAUCGCUUCAUCCCAGCCCGCCGUUUCGGAGGAGAUGAGGAAAUGGCCGGUGCCAUUCUGUUUCUGACAAGUCGGGCAGGCAGCUACUCGAAUGGAUUAAUCCUCACUACCGACGGUGGUCGCUUGUCCGUCAUGACCGGUACAUAUUAG
Molecule: messenger RNA, 867 nt
Organism: Penicillium robsamsonii
Lineage: Eukaryota; Fungi; Ascomycota; Eurotiomycetes; Eurotiales; Aspergillaceae
Product: SDR family NAD(P)-dependent oxidoreductase
Exons: 4
Coding region: 1-867 (288 amino acids)
Source: RefSeq, a predicted model, not a curated record